AUGGCUAGCAUUGACAUCGGCCGUAAAAAGGUGGAAAAAAGGAACCGCCCACCUGUUUCUUGUGAACCAUGUCGGACUAGAAAGCUGAAGUGUAACCGAGGUUCACCAUGCGACUCCUGCAUAAGACGGGAUAAGGCCUCACUUUGCAACUAUGCGGCCAAUGCUAGUCGAAGUGAGCCAAGUAAUAACAGGCCGCGCGACUUGAAAGACAGACUCAAUACGCUAGAGAAUUUGGUAUCUUCUUUACUGUCGGGCGAUGCUGUGGUUCAGCCGGGACUGACUACCAGGAGAGAGCUCUUCACGAAAGACGCUGAGGAUAUCAUAUCACCAGCAAGACCGUGUAAUAAGCCCACAGACCAUGACUCGGGUUUUACCAGCCAGAAUGCAGGAGAAGACGCCCUUACCCCUGAGACUCCCCACCUUCAGGAAACCGCGGAUGGUCAAGUGAACUAUAUCGAUCCUAGCCAUUGGCUAUCUAUCUUGGACGAUAUAAAAGAGGUUCGAGAGCACUUAUUAGCAUCAAAUCAUCCUACAUCACAAAAUGAGAAAGGUUUCACCGCAGAUCGCGUAGUAUUGGACGCCAGUUUUCUACUAAGCUCAAACCAGGUUUCGAGCCUCGACGAGAUUCUGAGCUCAUUGCCAUCCCAACCCAUCUGCGAUAUGUUGCUUUCUUGGUAUUUCGGUUCUAGAUUCAUGGUUCUAGGUAUUAUACACCCGGACAAAUUUCAAAGUGAAUACGCUUCAUUUUGGGAGUCACCAUUCACAACGCCGCCGCUUUGGGUAGCCCUUCUUUUCUCCGUCCUCAGCGUCUCGGUUAGCUUACGAAAGGUAUCGAACAUAAGAGAGCCCGAAGGGUUAAUCCCCCAUAUAAGUAUAUUACAACAGAGAGCGCUGCAGUGUCUAGUUCUUGGGCGAUAUGCCACUGCAAAUGCACAUGCGCUCGAGGCAUUUAUACUUCACAUCCAAAGCUGCUUUUUCAGUAACGAAGGUAAUCCAGUUGAUUUGUGGUUCGAAAUGGGCACGAUAAUCCGGUUAGCAUUCAGGAUGGGUUAUCACCGCGACCCAAAUAACCUGACCGGCAUCUCUGCCUUCGACGGUGAGAUGCGGCGACGAGUCUGGGUCAACAUAUUCCAAAUAGACGCAUUGGUAUCCUUCCAAAUGGGCUUCCCAAGUAUGAUACCAAACGAAUUUUGCGACACCGAGGUUCCGAGGAAUCUAGAAUACUCCGAUCUCCAUGUCGAUAUGACGGUAUUACCACCAUCGAGACCCCUUUCCGAGAACACUCACAUACUUUACACUAUCGUAAAAGCUAGCGUGAUGGGAGUCUUCAAAAAGAUUGUUGCGAAUACACAAUCAAUCUUAGUUCCGGCUUACGACGAAACGAUUAGGCUAGACGCUGAAAUGAACCAAGUGUAUAGCAUGGUUCCAGAGCUUUUGAAGCGACGGGAUGUCAACCGUUCUUUUAUAGACCAUCCUUGUCUUAUAUGGCAACGAUGUACGAUAGAGAUGCUAUACCUGAAAGGUCUUAUCGUACUUCAUCGACGAUACAUCAGUUAUGAGUUAAGAAGCCCUAGAUUUGAACAAUCACGGCACGCGUGCGUCGAAGCAGCUCUCGAUAUCGUUUCCCGACAGAUAGAUAUACACCAGGCGUGCGAGCCUGGUGGACGAUUAUACGGGGACAGAUGGAUGUUCUGUUCGCUAUCGGUGCAUGAUCUUCUAUUAGCUUCCAUGGUUCUCUGUCUGGAUUUGUCCGUUCGUAUGCGAUCCCGAAGUGGAGUCUUGACCGAGAGGAGAGAUACGCAGCAACUAGCAAGUAGAGAGUAUCGGGCGCUCCAGGAGUCUCAACGGAUAUGGGCAGAUAGCAAAGCAGCUUCACCUGAUGCACAGACUGCUGCGCUCGCGCUUGACUUGAUGAUCAAGAAGGUUGCACAAAAUGAUGUCGGCCUUUCUCUUGCGGAGGAAACUAUUUCGUCAGGGGUCACGAAUCCUAUUAUCGAUUCAGAAUUGCCAUACGCGGCUACCAUGUCACAGAUGAUAGACGGAUCUGAGAGUAUUGAUUGGAGUCUAUUAGACCAAUAUUUGCAAUAUUGA
Daldinia vernicosa is the source of this 2091-nucleotide messenger RNA. RefSeq lists its product as uncharacterized. The record is from RefSeq and is a predicted model, not a curated record. Gene Ontology annotation, molecular function: DNA binding; DNA-binding transcription factor activity, RNA polymerase II-specific; zinc ion binding. Lineage: Eukaryota; Fungi; Ascomycota; Sordariomycetes; Xylariales; Hypoxylaceae. Gene Ontology annotation, biological process: DNA-templated transcription; regulation of DNA-templated transcription. The coding region runs from base 1 to 2091 and encodes 696 amino acids. Gene Ontology annotation, cellular component: nucleus. The transcript has 5 exons.